Molecule: messenger RNA, 5058 nt
Organism: Tricharina praecox
Lineage: Eukaryota; Fungi; Ascomycota; Pezizomycetes; Pezizales; Pyronemataceae
Product: WSC domain-containing protein
Exons: 8
Coding region: 1-5049 (1682 amino acids)
Molecular function (GO): protein binding
Source: RefSeq, a predicted model, not a curated record
AUGGACCCCAAUGUGGUCAAGUCAGGAAACUUCGAUUUGAUCUGGCGCACAAAGGGAAAGAGCAACUACAAAGGGUUCGCAGAGCAGUUCUACGCACAACCACUCAUCUACACCCCGCCAGGCCACCGCCAAUACGUCUACGCCGUGUCCCAGCACAACUAUGUCUACCGCUUCGAUGCCGUGACCGGCGAGCUCCUGAACUACCGGCAACUACACAUCCCAUUCCUAGUAGCCGACCUCGACGGCUGUAACGAUAUUUCGGACCUUAUCGGUUCUACGGCCACCGGCGUUAUUGAUCCCAACAGGAACUCGUGGUUCGUCACGACGAAGACCUACGUCGACCAAAACAAUCAGAACCGGCAGGGAUUGGCAAACGGCAGAUACUAUAUCCAUGCAUUGGAUGUUAUCACGCUGGAGGAGCAGCCAGGGUUUCCUAUACCGCUUGAGGGUAUUGUUGGGGACAAUGCACCAUGGAGGGUCUUUCAGAGCGGGAAGCACCAUCAGCGUCCGGCUAUGAUACAGAUGGGAGACUAUGUCUACGCUGGGUUUGCCAGCCACUGCGUGCAGUACAACUUCACGGGAUGGAUCAUGGGCUGGCAUGCCGGUUCCGGAGAGCUAGUAAGCAGGUUUGCUACCGAAGGCGGAAGGGCUCCCGCGAAAGGCGGUGGCAUCUGGAUGAGCGGAGGUGGGCUCGCUAGUGAUAAUCCAGGGAGAUUGUUCUUCGCCAGCGGAAAUGGAUACGCCAACCAGCUGCAGGAUGAACCAGUGCCGGGUCGCCAACCUCCAACCGCUUUGGAAGAAGCAGUCGCGAACAUGGCUGUUCAUGCGAAUGGCAGUCUAUCGACAACAGACUUCUUCGUCCCCUGGGAAAAGAAUACCUUGGAUGCUAUGGACAAGGACUUGGGGACUUCGGGCUUUAUCCUCCUCGAGCCAGGCGUGUUCUCGACCACAAAAGUACCGCGCAUAGGAUGUAUCGCCGGUAAGACCGGGAAGUUUUAUUUCCUUAACCUGGAUGAUCUCGGCGGUUAUCAAAUGGGCCCGAAUCGGAAAGACGCUGUAUUGCAAACCACCGUACUGCCAAAUUCUGUCUUUGCCAGCGCUGGCACUUAUCCGUUUGAAGGUGGCUAUGUGUACGUCACACCAGUAGGCAACCCUACAUAUGCCUUCAAGUUCGGCCAAACUGCAGAUGGAAAUCCUAUCUUCACGGAGGCGGGAAGAACCGCAGAGUCAGCGGCCGGAAGACAGGGCGUCGGCCAUAGCUCUAUCACAACUAUGAACGGCGAGCCUGGAACCGGUAUUUUGUGGAUUGUUGAUGUGGAGGGCGUUACUUUGAGGGCAUAUGGUACUGUUCCAGUGGAUGGUGUUCUUCCCACCUACCGGCUUUUGAACAGCGACAGUCAGUCGAAAUUCUCGCGUCCAGCGUUCGGGAAUGGGAAAGUUUACGUCACAUCGUCCACCGGUUAUAUCAGUGCUUUCGGCUCGCCGGUCAAUAUGCCACUGAAUUGCUCUUCGCCGAUCGAAGCCGGAACCGUCGGUAUCGGUAACUCGUCGGUGGUCGGUGUCACCUGUGUAGCACUUGCCCCGGUUCAGGUUGACUCGGUUGAUCUUGAUUCACUCAACAAUUUCUCCGUUUUGGAUCUUCCUACGUUUCCCGUUACCAUGGAAAUCGGCAACAAAAUCUCGUUCAAGUCCAACUUUACUCCGAAGUCUGUGGGGCCGUUGUCGACGAACAUCAACAUCCGCUCUACAAACCUAGCUACACAGAAAUUUGCCUUGAAUACGCCGGUCGUGAUCCGCGGUAAAGCGAUUUCUCAGAAGCCGGUCCUCAAGAUUCAGCCUAAUGUCCUUGCUUUUGGUGAACUUAUCACAGGCGGUGAGCCAUCGAGCCUCUCCUUCGCCAUCAACAAUGCCGGACUUUCUCCGCUGGAGAUAACUUCAUACAAAUGGAGUUACAAUAGCUCUUCCGGUCCUUUCUUCACUCCCAACACCACGGCGACGGUUGAAGCAUUCACAUUCACCCAUCUUCCUAGCGUCGGUGGUGCUGUGCCGGCUGAAAGUGAACAAGUGGUUACCGUGCUUUUGAACCCUCCUAGCGACGGAAAAUGGCAGCUUUUCCUGAUCAUCGGCACAAAUGGUGGGACGAUCACAGUGGGAAUGUUUGGUACCUCGGGUGGUACGGCCAAGGCGAAGCUGGAGUGGCAACUGUCAAAUGGCACUUGGAUCGAAUACAAUAACGCAUCUUUCGUUUUCGAAAAUGGAACGUUCCGUGGCCAGCAGCAGUUCCGGAAGAUGCGAUUAACUAACAUCGGUGGGACCACUCUUACCACGACCGUAUCAAAACCGCCGAUAUCCGGCCCUCUGGCCGCGACUAACGCGUUGGGAUCCAUUGCCGAAGGCUCACAAUUGACACCUGGAAAGUUUGAGGAGGCAACGAUAAUAUGUUCGCCACCGAAAGGACAGGUUAAUAUCGACCCUGAGCUUCUCACCACCGUUUGGACUCUCAAUAACAACGAUCCAUCGUUCGGAAAACAUGUCAUCAAAUUCGAAUGCACGGCUAAAUCUCCGCAGGUCUGGGAAACCGAUGAGAACGGCCAGGCGUAUCACAGGUACAUUGGGUGUUACCAGGACGGGGAUCCUAUUCGACGGAUGGACACAAUAGGGCAUUCUACGGAUACGAAUACCAACUUGGAGUGUAUGAGAUCAUGUGCCAAGAAGGGCUCCGGUGUAUGGCCUUUCGUGGCGACUGAGUAUCACCGGGAAUGUUGGUGUGGAACGAGACUGCCGCCCAAGAAAGUCUCUGAUUCGCAGUGCAACUUUCUGUGCUCCGGAGACUACAACCAAUACUGUGGUGGUGCAGGUCAACUCAUGAGUCUUUUCUACGACAGACGUUUGUGGACGCCGAGCAACAUCACAACUACGACUUCAACAAACCCGUCUGCAACACCUACUCCUAAUCCUUGGAAAUAUGUCGGAUGCACUUCUGAAGGGACUAACGGCCGCGCUCUCACCGGUGGUGGCAAAGCCUCGCCUGAUAUGACGCCCAAAAUCUGUCAGGAUCAUUGUAAAUCACUCAGCCAACCUCUUGCCGGUAUUGAGUAUUCGCAAGAGUGUUACUGCGGCGCAGCUCUUUCCAAUGGCGCAGCUCUCGGAUCGAACAACUGUAACAUGGAGUGUGCCGGAGAUGUUUCGCAGAUCUGCGGUGGACCUGGGGCUCUGAGUCUUUACAGAUAUGACCUAGAUUCCAUCCCUUCGAACGGGUCAGUUACCGCAACACCGACUGAGCCCCCAAUGUCAUCGUCUACUGUCUCGCAAUCUUCGAUCGCUACCCCAACCGGUGAUCACGAAUAUUUAGGAUGCGCAACCGAGGGGAUCGGAGGCCGCGCACUUACUGGAGGCUUCAAGUUUUUCGACACCCUUACACCGGAGGACUGCCAGAAUUACUGCAGAUCACUCUCACUUCCUCUUUCUGGCAUGGAGUAUUCGAAGGAAUGCUUCUGUGGGUCUUCCCUCGCCAACAACGCCAAGUUGGGUUCACCGAACUGCAAAAUGCCGUGCGGUGGCGAUGGAAGCAAAAUCUGUGGAGGGCCCAAUGCUCUGAGUGUUUACCGUUUUGUUCCUAAGGACUCUGGUAACGCUACAACCUCCAACACCUCCGGAACCGUAACCCCCACAUCACCAUCAUCGAUCAUGGUAUCUGCUACGCCCACAGCCAACCCGAACUACAAGUACCUCGGCUGUAUAACCGAGGGGACCGGUGGGCGGGCGCUCACAGGCGGUUUUCUGUUCUUGGACACUAUGACGCGCCAAAAGUGCCACGACCAUUGCACGACACUCCAACUCAAGUACUCCGGGCUCGAGUAUUCGCAGGAGUGUUUCUGCGGCAGCUCCCUGGAAAAUGGUGCUGCGCUGGGUUCUCCAAAUUGCAAUAUGCCGUGUGCAGGAAAGCUGGACGAGAUCUGUGGUGGACCGGACGCGUUGAGCUGGUUUGAAUACGUGCCGGUGUUGCUGCCCGAGCUGGGUUCUUCAUCGGUAGCGGGGAGUUCGGUGGAUGUCUCGGGGACUUCCACAGAGGUUGUAUUUUCGACUACAGAGGCUGUACCUUCGACUUCAGACCAAGACGACUUUCCGUCGGCGUCUAUGUCUUCUUCGGCAGAGGGUGGGUCGCAAACAAAUUUGGCGUCUUCUACAGAGCAAAUAAUUUCAUCCUCGACGGAUGUACCUUCGGAAACGCCUUCCGGUUCAUUUUCGGAAAUCGAAUCCUCAACGGAUACGGCAUUCUCCACAGUGGACAUCUCAUCUUCCGUGGUCGACAUGUCUACGGCGCCUUCUGCUACAGCAGGUGUGUCUUCGUCCGCAAUAGAUGCCCUUUCAUCACCCACGGAAGAUACAUUGGUAGCCCCCUCAACAUCACCCACACCAGACAUUGCAAUCAUCACCACAACGUCUUCUCUGGGAUUGGACCAAUCCUACCUCGGAUGCGCCAGUGAAGGCAUUGACGGCCGGGCACUCCCGCUUUACACCUUUCAGUCGGCAGUGCUGACACCGGCGCUCUGUCAAGAGCGCUGUAGAAACCUCUCGCUCCCACUCUCUGGCGUUGAGUAUUCACGGGAAUGCUACUGUGGCGUCGCACUCUCUCACAACGCCACACUCGGCUCGAGCGGAUGCACGAUGCCAUGUGCCGGAGACUCGAGCAAAACCUGCGGUGGCUCCCGCGCACUCUCGGUUUACAACUGGACAUCGUGGGAGCCUGCACCAGAGCUCUUCGGAUGGGCCGAUCUGGGGUGCUGGAGCGAGGCGGUUGGUGAAAGGGCGCUUAUGGGCGAUAAGGUGGUCAUGAAGAAUAUGACUAUGGGAAUGUGCGUUGAUUACUGCGAUUUGAGGGGCUGGGAGUAUGCGGGUGGUGAGCAUGCGGGGGGAUGUUAUUGCGGGGACUCGCUGGCACCAACAGCACAGCAGUUGAAGAGGGAGAAGUGUGGAAUGCUGUGUGCGGGUGGUGGAGGAGCGUGUGGUGGGAAGAGUCGGUUGAGCGUCUAUAUGAAGGAGGAGUGAUACCUAAGG